This is a messenger RNA of Pongo pygmaeus (Bornean orangutan), 2374 nucleotides long. It is a transcript of the gene SPMIP11, whose product is annotated as sperm microtubule inner protein 11. Lineage: Eukaryota; Metazoa; Chordata; Mammalia; Primates; Hominidae. The coding region runs from base 69 to 464 and encodes 131 amino acids. The transcript has 4 exons. The record is from RefSeq and is a predicted model, not a curated record.
AUGGUUACCAGGCACAGAGUCCAGUGCCCCAACCUGGACAUUCCAGAAGAGGCCAGGGAGGAUCUGAGAUGGCCUUCUUCAACUUGUAUCUAUUGGGAUAUCAAAAUUCCUUUCGGAACAAGAAAAGGAACACAACUGAAGAAACAAACCAGAAGGAACCAGAGCCUACUAGGCUUCCCCCCAUUAUCUCAAAAGAUGGGAAUUAUUCUGUGCACCAGAAUAGCCAUACAAGAUACCACGAAGCUGUCCGGAAGGUGUUGUUGAAGACAUUUCCCAAUCAGGUCUUCAGAAUCCCCUUGACUGAUGCUCAGAACUUCAGCUUCUGGUGGUCCCAUGAUCCAGGAGUGCGUCCAGAGGAAACCAUGCCAUGGAUCCGGAGCCCAUGCCACUGUCUCAUAAAAAGCGCAAUGACCAGGUUUAUGGAUCACUCUAUUCUCAAUGACAGAACCUUCAGUCUGUAUUAAGAAGAUACGGCUGCAGAAAGACAAGAUGAACUGUGGCAAGAGUGAAGAGGGGAAAAGAAGGAGGUUUCCCAGUUCCGAUGGCUGACUAAUGGGAGGAGGAGAUGUAGAAAGCAGAGUAAACAGAUUGGACUAAAAGUUGCUUGUGCGCACGGGGGGAGCUGUGGGGUCAGGGUGGGAGUGAUUCCAGUGUCCAGAUUGUUGUGAGAGCUGGUGUGUGGAAGAUUCCUGAAUAAGCCAGACCUUGGAGUGAGAGGUCUGUGAGGGGCCAAGGCACUGGAAAGAACCACAGGCCUCAUGCAUGGCAGGGGUCACACACAAAUCUGGGAAGGCACACACUGGAGCUCAUGAUGCUGAAAGGCCUUGAGGAGUCACACUCUGAAGAUACUGCAGCUUCUCCUUAGCAGGGAGAAAGCCACAGGAAGUCCUCUGACCACAGACAAGAGGCCCACGGAGCCCUGGGGCAGGAGGUCGCCUCCUACACCAGGCUCUGUCACUUCUGACCCACCCAGGGCCCAGAACAGCUACAGAGAACAGAGAAUUUUACAAAGAGUUUGAUUUUAUUGAUAUUUAAAUAUAUUAAAUAUUUCACUGAAAUACAUGGUUCACCAUCCUCCCCCACCCCACAGUGGUUACAUUAUAAAACCAAAGCCCAUGGCUUCCCACCUCCUGACUCCUCUACCAACUGGGUGAGGAAAGGGACAAUGGUAGCCCAGGGGAAGGGCAUGGCUGGCACUGUGGUACGGGGAGCCAGGGUGUGGACAGGCCCUCCCACCUGGCAAGAAGCAGAGACAAGCCACCCAAGGCGGAGGUCUUCCCACUCUGAUCUACUUAUCCCCUCACCCCUACUUCAUGGCACCAAGUAGUCUCUUCCUAUCCCUUCCUAUCCAGGGAUAUGGCUGGGGACAGGGGAGUAGAUUUUCUGUCUGGAAAAACAAGUCUUUUCCCCUCCUUCUGCCAUGACUAAUGAAGUACCUGAUGGCCCAUUUGGUUGAUGCAUGAAGAUGCCCAAGGGAGGCAGUACCCAGAAACCAGGCCUCCACAGGGAGCUGGUGUCAGAAGAGGCAUAGGAGGGGCAAGCGCACUGCCUGCCCCUUCCACUCCCAAACCUAGCAACUCUGGAAACCCUUCUCCUCUGCCUCUCUAGUCAUUUCCAAGACAAAGUGAUCUUCAAGCAAAAUUCAGGCUAGUGCCUUUGGCUUAAAUAGGUACAGACAGAGAAACUGAGGCACCAACAAAUUCAGGCCAGAGUCAAGGAGGUUGCAGGGAAAGGGGUAAAAGGAAGGCAAAGAUAGGAAGGGAAUCUAGAGUUCAACCUCCUAACCCUUCGGCUAGCCCUCAAGGCUUCACAAGGGGCUGGGGAGCCAGAAACAUGCUAGACUCAGGCUGAAGACUGGGGAAAGCCAAGUUUAAGGUUCCUCUUCCCCACCCCGUAGUACCAGUAUCCAGGUCCUCAGAGGGAUUCCAUGCUACCCCAGCCCCAAAGCAUACCAUGUCCCAGGACACUAUCUGGGGAAGCCAGGAAAUUCCUGAGCCUCUGCCCAUCAAACCCCAGACAGUUGAAGUGCUGGCAUGGAGCACUGGGGCUCAAGCAAGCGCUUGGGUCCCUGCCACAGACAGGGAGAGUCAUGCUGCACACAUGGCCCCCAAACGGCACUUAGGGAUUUGGCACAAAAAGGGCUCCUCUCCCUCCUUUUGCUACCACACCCUAUCCCACUCCUGUGCAACCUGGGCAUCUCUCUACAUCCCCUGAAAUAGGAAAUCCUGCUUUAUUCCCAGAAGACAGAGGCCCACAGGAGAGAGGCAACCUGGGGUGGAGAGCUGAGGAGCAGGAGCACAAGGACUCACACUGACCUGGAAAACAGAUAUGCACACAAAGACCAACAUGCACACACGGUUACACAAACACACAG